This is a messenger RNA of Macrobrachium nipponense, 537 nucleotides long. RefSeq lists its product as uncharacterized. Bases 1 to 537 code for a protein of 178 amino acids. Lineage: Eukaryota; Metazoa; Arthropoda; Malacostraca; Decapoda; Palaemonidae. The record is from RefSeq and is a predicted model, not a curated record. The transcript has a single exon.
AUGUCCCACUGCAUCAAGAUUACAGAGUUGCCAGAAAUGUCCCACUGCAUCAAGAUUACAGAGUUGCCAGAAAUGUCCCGACUGCAUCAAGAUUACAGAGUUGCCAGAAAUGUCCCGACAGCAUCAAGAUUACAGAGUUGCCAGAAAUGUCCCACUGCAUCAAGAUUACAGAGUUGCCAGAAAUGUCCCGACAGCAUCAAGAUUACAGAGUUGCCAGAAAUGUCCCACUGCAUCAAGAUUACAGAGUUGCCAGAAAUGUCCCGACUGCAUCAAGAUUACAGAGUUGCCAGAAAUGUCCCGACAGCAUCAAGAUUACAGAGUUGCCUGAAAUGUCCCGACUGCAUCAAGAUUACAGAGUUGCCAGAAAUGUCCCAACUGCAUCAAGAUUACAGAGUUGCCAGAAAUGUCCCGACUGCAUCAAGAUUACAGAGUUGCCAGAAAUGUCCCGACUGCAUCAAGAUUACAGAGUUGUCAGAAAUGUCCCAACUGCAUCAAGAUUACAGAGAUGCAAGAAAUGUCCCAACUGCAUCAGAUUAG